UCCGUGUGAUGGAUUUGAGUACAAUUCUAUUAACUAUUGUUAUUUGUCUUGUAUUGUUUUGGAUAAGAUGGAGAAUAUGGAAAAUGAAUAUUUUUCAAAGAUAUGGUAUUCCUGGACCAAAAGCCAACUUUAUUACUGGAAAUCUAUCAGAGUUUAUAAAGAAGAAAAACAAAUGUUUUGCAGAAUGGAGAGAAAAAUAUGGAAAUAUUUUCGGUUUCUUUUUAGGUGGAAAACCUUGUAUCGCGUGUUUUGACACAGAACUCAUUAAACUUCUACAGAUCAAGGAGUUCAAAAUAUUUUCUAACAGAGAUGUACUGCUUCCAGAUGCUGGAAUUUCACAUAAAUUGGUUAACCACGCGCUCCCAUUAGCAAAAGAUAAAAAUUGGAAAAAUAUGAGAUCUAUUUUAACUUUCUGUUUCAGCUCAGCAAAAAUAAAAAAGAUGUGCAACCUGAUUUCCGAUUCAAUACAAACUUUUAUGGAAAAAAUUCAAAAACAAAAACUAAAACCUUUCGACAUUGCUGACUUUUAUAAAAAAUUAACAUUCGAUAUAAUAUGUAGAAUAACAUUUGGAAUUAAAACGAAUGUACAAAACGAAGAGACAAAUAAAUUCGUUAAUUCAGUUCAUAAAAUAUUUACUGUUGAUUUUGAUAUACUGGUUACUUUAUCAAUUUGUUUUCCCGAGUUUGAACCAAUUCCAACUUACAUUAGAAGAAUCAAAGAUGUCAUCAUUGACACAAUGAAUUAUCCUUCGUUCAAAUUUGUUUUCGAAUCUAUCCAGAAGUUUGUCAGCACUCGAAAAGAAACAAGAUAUCAUUCAUCGGAUAUUCUACAGAUCAUGAUAGAAGCGGAAGACGAUACAAAUCCAAUAAAAAGUCUUACAGAGAAACAAAUAAUCGCAAAUGCUGUUACUUUCUUAGCAGCCGGAUAUGAUACUUCCAGCAGUGCCUUAUCAUUUUGCUCUUAUCGCCUUGCUCAAAAUCCCGAAAUACAGGAAAAAGUUCGCCUAGAAAUUAACGAAAAUGUCAAAAAUAACAAAAGCAUAGAGUACGCAGAUUUGAUGAAUUUUAAAUAUUUGGAUUAUGUGAUAUCAGAAACACUUCGCCUUCAUCCCGUUUCAGCCUUAACUGUCAACAGAAUUUGUUCAGAAGAUUUUAAGUACAAAGAUAUUACAAUUCCAAGAGGAACUACAAUUAUAUUUCCAUUACCGAGUCUCCAUACAAAUGAAAGUUUUUGGCAGGAACCCGAAAAGUUUAAUCCCGAUAGGUUUUUACAUAAAAAUGAAGUAACAAACGAUUCUUUAAUUUAUCAACCUUUUGGAGCUGGUCCGAGAUCAUGUAUAGGUGUGAGGCUGGCUCAAACAGUUAUGAAAUUAACUUUGGCUAAUCUCAUUCGAUAUUUCAAAAUCGAACUACAUGGAAAUUCGGAUAUCGAAGAGGAUAAUUCAUUGUUUGUAAUUCAUCCCAAAAAUGGAGUUAACAUUAAAGUAUUUCCAAUAACAUCGUGAAAUUUCCUAUGAAAAUUUCACAUGCUUUCAAUAUUUUUAAUAGUUGAUAAAAUGAAACUUUCGUAAUGUAUUUACAGAAAUCAAAUUAUUUAAAAUGCAACUUAGUAAAAUUCAUCAGAUUAAAAUUUGUUGUA
This is a messenger RNA of Centruroides sculpturatus (bark scorpion), 1639 nucleotides long. RefSeq names its product cytochrome P450 3A14-like. Lineage: Eukaryota; Metazoa; Arthropoda; Arachnida; Scorpiones; Buthidae. The coding region runs from base 9 to 1505 and encodes 498 amino acids. The transcript is spliced from 13 exons. The record is from RefSeq and is a predicted model, not a curated record. Gene Ontology annotation, molecular function: oxidoreductase activity, acting on paired donors, with incorporation or reduction of molecular oxygen; heme binding; monooxygenase activity.